CACCCUCACUCUUUCUGCGCUCGCUCACUCACUACAAGCAAGCAACACACACACUCUCUCUCUCUACAAACCCUACUCUCACUCUCAUUUUCCGACGCCAAUGCCCGCCGGCAUGGACAUGUCACUCGACGACAUCAUCAACACCACCACCGCUCGCCGCCGCUUCACCGGAACUCACGGACCAAACCGCAACACCGGCGUUCGUAACACGAUCAGAAUCACGCCGUACUCUAUUCCUCCGUCUCAGAUUGCUAGAGAAUCGUUGCGAAGAAGAAGCAGCGUCGAUGUUCCGGAAACGAUUCUCGAUCGUGACGCUGUUCAAACUCGACCUAUCACUAAACUCUAUUUGUCUAACUUGGAUGAUAGGGUUUCCAACGAAGAUAUUCAUCUGUUAUUCUCGGAAGAAGGUGCGUUGGAAAGGUAUUCCAUUCAUUAUGAUCAGUUUGGGAGAUCAAAAGGAACAGCAGAAGUUGUCUUUACAAAGCAGUCUGAUGCUUUAUCAGCCCUCAAAAGGUACAACAAUAUGAAGCUUGAUGGAAAGACAUUGCAAAUUGAGCUUGUCGGAAUUGGAACAAGUUCUAUUACUCCUGCCGAUACCCCUCUCAGUCAAAGCAGCAUACUGGGAAGACCCGAUGAUCGCGUCUUUGCAAAAAGCAGCAUACUGGGAAGACCAAAUGAUCGUGUCUUUGCAAGGGAAGAAAGGAAGAUUGGAGGUAGCAGGUACCUUAACAGCUUUACACAUGGUGGCUAUCUUCCAAUGGGCCAUGGAGAAGAGAAGUGGAUAAGGAAAGUGGCUUUUAGAGCUAUCGGUCGCGACUUUGGGAGUUAUAACCGCCGCCCCGUAGAAGCAAAACGCAAUUUCCAAAAGUUGUCUGUGAAAGAUCUUGAUGAAGAUCUGGAUAAGUAUCACCUAGAGGCUAUGCGGAUUAGCAAAGAAAAUGGAAAGGGAAAUCGGGAUUGAUAGCUGGAAUGAAUGGCAACCUAUUAUGAGUAAAUAGAUCAGGGAAGCACUUUUGAUUUGCAUGACUUUCCUUAAGUAUUCGUUUGCCCUUUUGUAAAUGUCAUUUUGAAACUUCUUUACAGAUUUGGCCCUUCAUUGAGAUGUUUAACACACACCGAUCAAGUAUAUUUGGCCAAAUGUUCCACGGAUUUUACUUGUU
Messenger RNA from Vicia villosa (hairy vetch), 1160 nucleotides. Its product is annotated as THO complex subunit 4A-like. The transcript is spliced from 4 exons. The record is from RefSeq and is a predicted model, not a curated record. Gene Ontology annotation, cellular component: nucleus. Bases 101 to 961 code for a protein of 286 amino acids. Gene Ontology annotation, biological process: mRNA export from nucleus. Lineage: Eukaryota; Viridiplantae; Streptophyta; Magnoliopsida; Fabales; Fabaceae. Gene Ontology annotation, molecular function: mRNA binding.